Hemibagrus wyckioides is the source of this 4881-nucleotide messenger RNA. RefSeq names its product nuclear factor of kappa light polypeptide gene enhancer in B-cells 1 (gene nfkb1). Gene Ontology annotation, biological process: innate immune response; canonical NF-kappaB signal transduction; non-canonical NF-kappaB signal transduction. NCBI's taxonomy places the organism in Eukaryota, Metazoa, Chordata, Actinopteri, Siluriformes, Bagridae. The transcript has 24 exons. The record is from RefSeq and is a predicted model, not a curated record. Gene Ontology annotation, cellular component: cytoplasm. Bases 328 to 3129 code for a protein of 933 amino acids. Gene Ontology annotation, molecular function: DNA-binding transcription factor activity, RNA polymerase II-specific; RNA polymerase II cis-regulatory region sequence-specific DNA binding; protein binding.
UACGUCACGGGGAAUUUCCAGCAAGGAAGUCAACUUUUCUAUACAAACACAUCGAUUGUGGCACAAAGUGCUUCAUCAAUGAAACCGUAUCGUCCUUAUCUCGAGACAAUUAUCCGCUUUCUUUCUUUUCUUUUCUAGUCCUUUUUCUUUCUUUUUAUUUAAGUAGUCGUCCUGAGUAAAUCCUGAAUGAGAAAAGCUAUCUGUAUCAACAGCACACGUUUAAGAGGUUUUAACAUGGCGCAGUAAAUUAUAAUCUUUUACAAACACUUUCUCAGGAUCAAAAUUCAUGUUCUUUCUGCAUUCUGGACUGUUCUUCGUGAAGGAACCAUGACUGAAGAGGACCCGUAUCUUCCAGCGCAUCAGGAGUACUUUGACUUUGAUCCCCAAUGGAUUCAGAUCGACCAGGGUUUUCCCAACGUGGCAAUUUCGAACCAGCAACGUUUAGAAGGACCUUGUCUCCAAAUUACAGAGCAGCCCAAGCAGCGGGGCUUCAGGUUCCGGUACGGCUGCGAGGGCCCAUCUCACGGAGGACUCCCGGGAGCCUGCAGCGAGAAAAACAGGAAGACGUAUCCUCAAGUUAAGAUCUGUCAUUAUCAUGGUCCAGCACGAAUUGUGGUCCAGCUGGUGACUAACUCCAAACAGCCACACCUGCAUGCGCACAGCCUCGUGGGAAAACAGUGCGACAAGGGCAUCUGCACCGUCGAUCUCCAGCCCAAAGACUCCUCCAUCAGUUUUCCUAACCUGGGAAUCCUUCAUGUGACGAAGAAGAAUGUAAGUAAGACUCUGGAGGAGAGGAUGAGUGAAGCCUACAGGCUUGGUUACAACUACGGCGUGGUCAUCCAUCAUGAAAUCGACUCUUUCCAGGGAGAGACCCGUCUUCCUAGAGAGCUCACAGAUCACCAGAGGAAUUUGAUCGCCAAUGCCGCAGCUAGCCAGGCCAAAGACAUGGACCUGAGUGUAGUGAGGCUCAUGUUCACCGCCCUUCUGCCCGACAGCGAGGGCGGUUUCACCCGCAGACUCGAGCCGGUCAUAUCGGAGCCCAUCUACGACAGCAAAGCUCCGAACGCCUCGAACCUGAAGAUCGUGCGGAUGGACCGCACGGCAGGGUGUGUUACAGGUGGAGAGGAAGUCUACCUGCUUUGUGACAAAGUUCAGAAAGAUGACAUCCAAGUGCGCUUUUAUGAGGAUGACGAGACGGGGAUCGUCUGGGAGGCAUUUGGGGAUUUCUCUCCCACUGACGUGCACAGACAGUUCGCCAUUGUCUUCAAGACGCCGAAAUACCGUGACCAGAAUCUUCAGAAACCCAUCUCGGUGUUCGUGCAGCUCAAAAGGAAGUCAGACAACGAGAUGAGCGAGCCCAAACCGUUCACCUAUCACCCACAGAUCAUAGAUAAGGAAGAAGUACAGAGGAAGAGACAAAAGACACUGCCCAAUUUCCCAGAUUAUGGUGGCACAGGGGGUGGAGUCGGGGGCAUGUACAGAGGGCCUGGUGGAGGGGCUACGUCAGGUGGUGGACACGGUGCCGGUGGAGGAGGAGGGGGAGGAGGAGGUGGAGGUGGUGGAGGUGGAGGAUAUUAUCAGGGAUAUUAUAACAACUUCAACUCUGGUUAUGGCUAUCAAUCGUCCAUGGGUGGAGGAGGGAGCGGCAUUAAGCACUCUAAUCACGGUCCGGUGGAAGACACAGACGAAGAGAGCGACAGCGACCUGGACGACGAUCCAGGGACGGGGGGUGUGUGUGUAGCAUCAGAGGAGAAGCGUGAAGAGAGCCAGGGUUUGGAGGAGACCGAUGUGUUUGAGACAGAACCCACAGAGUGUUUGUUUGAGCCGAGUUUAGCCGAGCUAGCACAGAGACACGCCAAGGCUUUAUUCGAGUAUGCCAUGAGCAGUGAUGUUCGCAGACUGCUGGUUCCACAGCGCCCGCUGAUGGCUGCUCAGGAUGAGAACGGAGACACGGGGCUGCACUUGAGUGUGAUCCACAGUCAGACGGAUGCAGUGAAGAACCUAGUGGAGGUGAUAUCGGUGAUUCCCGGAGAAGACAUCUUGAACAUGAGGAAUGACCUGUAUCAGACUCCGUUGCACCUGGCUGUAGUGACUGAGCAGAAGGAAGCAGUGGAGGCGUUAAUGGAGGCAGGAAGUGACCUCACUCUCACCGAUCGCCAUGGCAACACGGCACUGCACCUGGCCGCCCAGCAGAAAGACGGAGAGAUGAUCCGAGUGCUGAUGAGACACAAAAAGGCGCUGGAGUUAAGCAGCAUGCACAACACAGCAGGUCUGUGUCCUCUGCAUAUAGCCGUCUUGGCGAACAGUCUGAGCGGCGUGAGGGCUUUGCUGGAGGCCCGGGUUAACGUGGAGGUUCAGGAGCGAACAUGCGGUCGCACACCGCUCCACCUCGCUACUGAACACGACAACGUCUCACUCGCUGGAUGCCUGCUGCUAGAGGGUGACGCUGAAGUGGACAGUCUGACGUAUAACGGCUCCACGCCUCUACACAUCGCAGCAGGGCGAGGCUCUCUGAAACUGAGCGCACUCCUCAUCGCCGCAGGCGCUGAUCCUCAUAAAGAGAACUUCGAGCCGUUGUUCUUCAGAGAGGACGAAUGCUGCAAUGAAGACAAAGACGAGGUGGACGAGGGCUACAUCCCGGGGAUGACCCCGCUUAACAUGGCUGCUUCAUCAGAGGUGCGGGAAAUCCUGAACGGUAAACCGUACCAGCCCAGCACUGUUGUCGUCCCAGCACAAGGAGACCUGCACAGACUGGGCACGGAGACAAAGCAGGCACUGUGCAAAUGUCUGGAGGAGUCUGUAGGAGGUUGGGAGAGUCUCGCACACACACUCAGACUCGGCAUUCUCACCAACGCCUUCCGCCUCAGCCCACGGCCGGCCUGCACACUUCUGGAUAGCUACGAGGUAUCAGGCGGGACGGUGCGCGAGCUCUUAGCGGGUCUGAAGAGUAUCGGGAACACGGGCGCCAUCAGCAUACUGCAGGAGAGCAUCGUGUGCGAGGAAAACGAUAACGCAUACGAUGAAGGUCUGACCACAGACGGUGUGUCUGCAGACCUGCAGGCUCUAAAAAUAACUUCAUCCGACGACAACGGUGUGUGCGAUAGCGGCGUGGAGACGUCCUUCCAGUAACCGUACCUCACCACGACCGACCUGCUGACCGCCAGCUGGAGCCGAAGUCCCCAAACCUCGAACUAUGAACGCUGCUCUGAUCUGGGACUCGUCUUUGGCCUGUGCCAUUGGAUGCCGUCGAGCCACGCCCACACGCACGACCAUCGGCUAGGCAGUGCUUGGAGUGUUGUGACGGAGAGACGCACUUGGUUAAAUAAUUUCAGAUUAAUUUAAGUCCUUUUUUUUUAACUCUGGACAGGUUUCUUUUAUGUUUAUUUUUUGAGACAGUUAAACAGUUUAUUUCUGACAUAUUAAGCCUACUAUAACGUCCAGAAGACGCGUACAAGCCUACAUGCCGUGUGAGUGUGAUCUUAUUAGCAUCAUCAGGAGUUUUAAAUAUUCAGGGUUUGUACUGUAUACUAUAUAAGUUUCUUUUAGUGAAUCCUGCCUCAGGAAACGCUGCACUCCUUACAUCUCUGCCUGCUUCAUGUAGUCAGAUCCAUCCUUGGCAUCAUGCUCACACCUGAAUCUCUUUGGGGGUUUUUUUUUUUUUUUUUUGGACCUUCUGGACCAAUAGGCGUUUAGUAUCCUGAAGAAAAACAAUGAAAGGAAGCUUUUUUUGUUUUUUUGUUUUUUUUACAGCAGUGGCAUUUAUUUAACUCCUCUUAUUAUUUCGUCUAAGCUUUCAUCUACUGUUGCCUUGUAGAGGUGUUUAUGGGUACUGUGUUGAUUUUUUUUUUUUUUUUUUUAAUGUGUGUUUGUGGUGCUACAAUCAGAAACAAUGACGUUGCAUUUUUCAGCAUUUUUUCAUUUCAUAAGCUUAGAAAUCAAAGAGAAUUUUCCCACCUAAAAUCUCACAUCUAAAAGGAAGCAAUGAUACAGUUAACCUGAUAUGUAUUGGAUAUAGGUUUAUAUCAGGGCCCCAUACACUUUCUCUCUCACUCAUCCAUACACACACACACUAGCCAGUUUCUGGGAGGAGGUGGGAGGAAACCCGAAGACAAUCCCAAACAAACACAGAGAACACACAGAGCCCCACACAGACAAUAACGUGAGCUGUGAGACGACAGUGUUUCUCAUCUCCGCAAAGUAAAUCAUCGCUGAUUGACUGGAAAAUCGUGUACUUGUCGUUAUUUUUGCUUUUUGAGACCGUGAUAAUCUGAUGAAAUGGAGAAAACAAAAAAAAAGUCAAAUGGAUUUGACUUAUUUGAGUUCUCUGAUCAAAUACUCAUAUGAUGAUUGUAGUAGUAAUAGUAAUAAUAAUAAUAAUAAUAAUAAUGAUAAUCAGGCAUGUUUAAUGUGAUAUAUUCACAGCCCAUGUGUUACGAUCUUUGCACUGUGAGCAUUUAAAGGAUAAAGAGUCAAUGUGAAAUGUUUACCAGAGAUAUUUCUUUUCCCCCCUAUAACGUGUUUGUUUGCAGUUCCGCGUCAGAAUUUGAGAACAUAUCAGUAUAAAGAUAUCACAGAAAAGAAAGUUUGCUUCAUCUUGUAUUCACAGGCAACUGAUCCGAAAUUGUUGUUGUUUUUAAUCAUCGUUCCUAUGGAUAGACAUAGAAGCUCUAUGCCCUUUUCAUUCGUUUUUAGUUUAAUUUUCUAGAAUGUCUUUCUGUUCUUGUUAUUAUUAUCAUUACUAUUAUCAGCUCCAGACUGCUAUAUAUUGUUAUAUAGUGAGGAAAACCAAAGCAUUUUUUGCUUAGCGAUGAAACUGUAUUUAUAACUUGCUUUGAAAUGGGUUUUUACUGAUGUACUUUUAUAAUAAAACUACUAAUUACA